Mercenaria mercenaria is the source of this 4141-nucleotide messenger RNA. RefSeq names its product metabotropic glutamate receptor 3-like. The record is from RefSeq and is a predicted model, not a curated record. Bases 696 to 3521 code for a protein of 941 amino acids. Gene Ontology annotation, cellular component: membrane. Lineage: Eukaryota; Metazoa; Mollusca; Bivalvia; Venerida; Veneridae. Gene Ontology annotation, biological process: G protein-coupled receptor signaling pathway. Gene Ontology annotation, molecular function: adenylate cyclase inhibiting G protein-coupled glutamate receptor activity. The transcript is spliced from 11 exons.
UUGAGUUGGUCGAACUAACGCUGUGAUUUAACAGAUAUUUCAAUCAACGAGAAACGUUCGGGAGUGUUAUAGGGGCGGGACUGUUUACAAAAUAAUAAUAACGCCCAAUAACGCGAGAUUAGGAUUUAGUACGAGAUAAGAUAGUUGGGAGUUACGAUGUUAUGUGAAAUGUUUUGUAACUUUCUAGUACAUUCGUUACGACAUGUUAUAACACAAUACAAAUAUAGCUAAAUUUAUUUACUCCUAUUUCACUAGUUUGUUGUGUUGUCUUUGGCGUAUUCAAAACAUAUACGAAACAAUUUGAUUUGUUUUUCAAAUACUCAUAAAUAUUUAAAUUAUGAAAGUGACAAGUUUCAAAAGUGAAAUGAUGGAAUGAUUUUAAUAGUUUUGUUUACAGAAUAGUUAAUUUUUACUUAACUCAAGAAGACCGUUAUAAUAAUAACGCACUCAAAAGAGAUGUUCACUCCCUUCGCUGCGCAAUCAUCAGGUCAAUGCCUAAUUGAAAGGAUAUCUGGCGUAUCAUAAUCAACGACGACACAUUUUUUGCGCCCCAGUAAACUGUUGAAAAUACAAACAGCUAUUUUAUUUGAUUGACGCUAGCAGUGUAAAUAAAUGGUUCAUUAUAGAAUUGUACGAUAUUUUAUCGUAAGGAUAUUCUUAACUGGUCUUACUUUGAUAUUUAUAUACUGUAAAAAAUGAAGCUGUGCUUGUUAAGUUGGAUUUUGGCAGUGCUUUUUCAACUUAUCAACUAUAAUCUAAGCGUUCUUCCUCGUGAAAAAUCCAUCUAUUACGUGGGAGCGCAUGGAAAUUUCACGUGGCCCCGUAGGGAGCUUUCUGUAUCCCUUGACGGUGAUAUUAUAUUAGGGGCGUUGCACAUGGUGCACGAGAGAAGCGAGGAACUCACAUGUGGUGCCAUCAUGAGUCAAGGAGGGAUUCAAGCCCUAGAGACUAUGCUGUAUACAUUGGAUUUUAUAAACAGGCAAGCGGAUAUCCUCCCGUUGGUCAGUCUAGGGAUGCUGGCUAAGGACGACUGUGACAGAGAUAUUUAUGGUUUAGAACAAGCGGUUGAUUUUAUCAGAGGAUCAAUCGCAAGCAUCGGAGGUUCCGACUAUACCUGUCAGGACGGAAGUACUCCUGAUCUGAAUCCUAAAGUUAUACCAGGUGUUAUUGGAGCUCCCUCAAGUGUAACAUCAAUACAGGUUGCAAAUCUGCUGAAACUAUUCAAAAUCCCACAGGUAAGCUUCUUCUCCACAAGCACUGUACUGAGCAAUCGUGACAGGUACCCCUAUUUCCUGCGUACCAUUCCAUCAGAUGUUAACCAAGCACAAGCCAUGGUGGAGCUGGUUAGAAUGUUUAACUGGACAUACGUCUCUGUUAUUUAUGAAGAAUCAAGUUACGGGAUUCAGGGGUUUAAUGAGCUUGAAAAAUUGCUGAAGCAGCAUGGGAUUUGCGUGGCAAUGACAGAAAAAUUACUGAAAGACUCUGGUGUCCCGAGCGAAGAAUUUUACGAUCACAUCGUUAUAAGGUUGAAACAAACCUCAAAUGCUAAAGGUGUAAUAAUAUUUGGCUCCGACCAGGAGGUGGGAGAACUGAUGAAAGCAGUUCGGAGACAGAAAGCAACAGGCAUGUUUUCCUGGAUAGGAAGCGAUGGUUGGGGAGGUAGAGGUCUAGCUUAUCUAGGCAAAGAAGAGCAGGUCGAAGGUGCUAUCACGGUACAGCCUUUGGCAUAUGAAGUGAAAGGAUUUAAGGAUUACUUCUUGAACCUGACACCAUUUAACAACAUGAGAAACCCAUGGUUUGUUGAAUUCUGGGAACAAAAUUUUCAGUGUAAAUUUCCUGGCUCCUCGUGGACACCUUUCAAUGAGGCCUACAAUACCACCUGCACAGGAACGGAAAAAAUAGAACCUGAUACAUUUAUCAUGGAAGCACAGCUUCAAUUCGUUAGCGAUGCAGUGAUUGCAUUUGCCUAUGCUUUACACAACAUGCAUGCCGACUUGUGUGGUCCCAUGUAUCAUGGUGUUUGUGCAGACAUGGACCCUGUUGAAGGCGAAGUUCUUAAGCAGUACUUGAUGCGAGUUAACUUUACAGGUUUAUCGGGUCAACAUUUCCAGUUUCUUCCAAACGGCGACGGUCCAGCAAGGUACAGAAUCCUCAACUUCCGCCAGACCACACCCGGGGUAUACAAAUGGGAAACUGUUGGAUUCUUUGAUAAUGGACAUCUUGUCGAUAUUUCUGACUUGAAAUUUCGGUUAGAUCAGCCAGACCACCCGGACUCCGUAUGCUCAUACGAGUGUGGGCCAGGGGAGGCAACUCUUUUCUUAGAGGGAAGUCAGUGUUGUUGGACAUGCGCAAAGUGCCAUAAAUACCAGUACCUACCUAACCCAUUUAAAUGUGAAGACUGUCCUCCGGGAUGGAAGCCAAACGGAGACAAAUCGGAAUGUGUUUUGAUCCCUAUUAUAUAUCUGCGGUAUGUUGAUGGAAUGGCAAUCGGAGCAGUAGCAUUUUCUACGAUUGGGAUUGUUAUUACCGGAUAUGUAACGGCUGUCUUUCUGAAAUACAACAGUACACCGGUUGUUAAGGCUUCCGGUAGAGAGCUAAGCUUUGUACUACUGUUCGGAAUCCUUUUGUGCUACUCUAUGACAUUCAUACUAAUAUUAAAACCAAAUUCAGUUGUCUGUGGGGCUCAAAAAUUUGGAAUUGGUCUUUGUUUUUCAGUUUGUUACUCGGCAAUUCUGAUAAAAACAAACAGAAUCUCACGAAUAUUUCGUGCCGGAAAACGAACUGCAAAGCGCCCAAAAUUUAUAAGCCCACGGUCACAGUUAUUUAUAACAGGUGCUAUUGUAGCAUUCCAAAACAUUAUUGGUGUAAUGUGGGUGCUUUUACGCCCACCCGAAGCCAUAUUCUAUUUCUCCAGUAGGGCCGACCAUCAGCUCGUGUGCAAGGACGCUGUUGGAGGAUAUUACAUGAUCGGAUUUUCUUGUCCAAUCAUACUCGUUGUCAUAUGUACAAUUUACGCCAUAUUGACUCGGAACAUUCCGGAAGCUUUUAACGAAUCGAAAUAUAUCGGAUUUACGAUGUACACGACCUGUAUUAUAUGGCUAGCUUUUGUGCCAAUAUAUUUUUCAACAGCCUACGAUAUAAAACUCAGAAUUGCUACAAUGUGUUAUUCUAUAAGCCUUAGUGCUACGGUGACUCUUGUCUGCAUGUUUACUCCAAAAUUGUAUAUAAUUCUAACUCACCCAGAGAAGAACGUGCGAAAAUCUAUGGCAACACACGUGACCCGCACGUACAUGAGUAAUGCAGCUCAACCAACAACACAGUCAAAUGCCAUAAUGUGUGGAUAUUCAGCAGUUCCGGUUUCAUCACAAAUACCAAACAAAAUGGAAAUGCUACAACCGGUGCCUCAGAAUCCUUGCCUUAGUAGGAAUGACGUGCAAAAGAAUGGAAACAGUAUAAGUACACAGACAUUAGACAGCAUGGAUGACCUGCUCAAUAACAAGGAAAAUUCUAUCACUUUGUAAACAAUGUAUCGUUUGUCUGUAACAAAUAAAACGGCUGGCUAACGUUUUCCGUAAGGAAAGUUUAAGUUUGGGUCUUAACUACUUCACAGUUGUUCUAAGUAUUGAGGAGUACAGAAGUUAUUGUGUAGAAGUAUGCAACAAUACUUAAAUAAAACGAAUCUACUUUUAUUCAUAUUUUCGUCAUGCUCGGAUAACUUGUUUUUCGGUAACUGUAACAAAACAUCCUUUAUUUGUCUAAAUCAUGUUCUGUCUUUUUUUGUACUAUUGUUCGUUAAUUGUUAUAGAUAAUUCUUACGUUUGUGUAUAAACAAUAAUAUGUUUAUUUACCUGAGAUUAUAUUUGAAAAUCUUCAUACAAAAAUUUGAUCAAACAAAAAUCAGUGGAGCUUUUAAGAAAUUUUUAUCAAUAUUUUUAAUGUUUUUAUUUUCGCUCCGCUCUUUAUCUGUAUAACGCAAUGUCUGUUCUAUAUGUAUGUACAGGAUACUUCAGAUACACAUUACCACCUAAAAAUUAAAAUGAAAAUACCCAAAGACAAAAAAUUAAAAUGCUCAAAAACUCUGAAUAGUUUUGCUUAUAUCUGUAUUUAUUAAAUACUCAUUACCAUACUGCCAGCUGAAAAA